Kickxella alabastrina is the source of this 948-nucleotide messenger RNA. RefSeq lists its product as uncharacterized. The annotation marks the transcript as partial. The transcript has a single exon. Lineage: Eukaryota; Fungi; Kickxellomycota; Kickxellomycetes; Kickxellales; Kickxellaceae. The record is from RefSeq and is a predicted model, not a curated record.
AUUCAGUUUUAUAUUCAUUUUUGCUAUUCACUAUUACCAUUUGCCAUUUGACAUGUCAUACCUCCGCCCCCAUCGGCACACGGCACCAUCUUAGUGAGUCGCAAUACGCCAGGCGUGCACCGAACACACACACUGGGACGCAAUCACCACCAGUGGACCAACAGGAACAGCAACAGCAGCAGGAACAGCAGCAGCAGCAGUACAAAAGCGACGAGCACAACCCAACCUACUACGAUGUACUUAAAUGUGAAGGACAAUUUGCAACUCCAUCAUCUUUCUUCUCCCGCCCCUUCAAGCCUGUUCACUCCACUAGCCACUCCUACCCCUGGGCAUCCAAGCCCACAGACAUCACUGCGCUGGGCAAAGCCAAAUACACGGGCGAACAACAUGGCGAUUCCAACAAGCACCGUUUGCGCCGUUCGGGCGCAUCAACUAAUGGGUCGUCUGGCGCGGGUUCUGUCGGCGGAUAUGCUGAUUCGAUGGCUUCGUCGUCGGUUUUCCUUGGUGCGCCGAUCGAGGAUGCUCUGCCGCCUUCAGUGUUCAGAUUGCCUGGUGCCGAAGGCAGCGCGCCGCGCGAGAAUUCUGCGGCUUCUGAGGAGUCUUGGGGUCUGUUGAAUGGAAUGACUGCUGGCGGACGGUCUUUACGCCGAGCCGAUCAGGUUAUUAUGUCUGUAUUUGACCGCAAAGUAAACUUGAUUUAAAGUAAAAAAGACUAGUUGCUAUAUGUUCACAUCGCUAUUUAUUUUUUGUGCGUUUAGUUCAUGGUGACAACUUGCGUAUACAACUGGUUUGUGCUGUUUUUUGGCCAAGUAUAUAACAUAUUUACCCUGUACUGACAUAUAGGUUUAAUUUAAUAUACUCACGCUAGCAUAUUCAUUAAUUUUUUAUUUUUAACGCAAGAAAAUAUGACUGAAUUCAACUUUAGCAUUUUAAAAUAAUAUAGUAUGU